Molecule: messenger RNA, 2102 nt
Organism: Panicum hallii
Lineage: Eukaryota; Viridiplantae; Streptophyta; Magnoliopsida; Poales; Poaceae
Product: cationic amino acid transporter 8, vacuolar-like
Exons: 1
Coding region: 143-1939 (598 amino acids)
Biological process (GO): amino acid transport; transmembrane transport
Cellular component (GO): plasma membrane
Molecular function (GO): amino acid transmembrane transporter activity
Source: RefSeq, a predicted model, not a curated record
UAUCCUCUCAUCAACUAACCCCGCAAAACCCAGCAACCGAAACCCGCGACAAUCUUUGACAGCCGAGCGAAACCAGCGAUGCCUCAUCGGGGGUUUAGCUAACACGCAAUCAAUCGACGAACCAAUCUCUCUCGUCACCGCGAUGGCAUCGGCGGCGGAGGGCGUGCAGGAGGCGGCGGCGGCGGGGCGCCGGUACUGGCGGUGGAGCAAGGCCGAGUUCUUCCCGGAGCCGUCGUUCCGGAGCUGGCGCGCGUACGGCGGCGCGCUGCUCUCCACCGGACAGCGCCUGCGGGACCGCGUCACGAGCCGCUCCUCGGAGGCCGUCGAGGCUGGCACGCUCCUCGCCCAGAGCGAGAACCCGCUCCGCCGCUGCCUCUCCUGGGUGGACCUCGCCUUCCUCGGCUUCGGCUCCGUCGUCGGCUCCGGCGUCUUCGUGCUCACCGGCCAGGAGGCGCGCUUCGACGCCGGCCCGGCCGUCCCGCUCGCCUACGCCGCCGCGGGCUUCUCCGCGCUCCUCUCCUCCUUCUGCUACGCCGAGCUCGCCACCGAGAUCCCCUCCGCGGGGGGCUCCUUCUCCUACCUCCGCGUCGAGCUCGGGGACCUGGCGGCGUUCCUCGCCGCGGGGAACAUCCUGCUCGAGGCCGUCGUCGGCGCCGCGGGGCUCGGCCGCUCCUGGACCUCCUACCUCGCCGCGCUCAUCGGCCGCGACAGCGACGCGCUCCGCAUCCACGUGCCCGCACUCGCCGACGGCUUCAACCUGCUCGAUCCCAUCGCCGUCGUCGUGCUCUGCGCCACCUCCGCGCUCGCCGUCUCCGGCGCGCGCCUCACGUCCACCAUCAACUCGGCGGCGUCCGUGGUCGGCAUCGCCAUCAUCGCCUUCGUGCUCGGCGGCGGCUUCGCGCACUUCGACCCCGCCAACCUCGGCCCCUCCUUCUUCCCCUUCGGCGCCGCGGGCGUCUUCCGCGCCGCUGCCGUCGUCUACUGGUCCUACACGGGCUUCGACAUGGUGGCCACCAUGGCGGAGGAGACCAGGAACCCCGGGCGCGACGUGCCGCUGGGCCUCAUCUCGUCCAUGUCCGCCAUCACCGCCGUCUACUGCGCCAUGUCGCUCGCGCUCGUCGGUAUGCAGCGCUACAGCGAGAUCGACGCCAACGCGGCCUACUCGGUGGCGUUCGCGGCCGCCGGGAUGAAGUGGGCGCGCUACGUCGUGGCGCUCGGCGCGCUCAAGGGCAUGACCAGCGGCCUCCUCGUCGGCGCGCUGGGCCAGGCGCGCUACACCACCCAGAUCGCGCGCACCCACAUGAUCCCGCCGUACUUCGCGCUCGUGCACCCCAGGACCGGCACGCCCAUCUACGCCACAGCCGCCGUCACGCUCGGCGCCGCCUGUGUCGCGCUCUUCUCCAGCCUCGACGUGCUCGCAUCCGUCUCCUCCAUCAGCACGCUCUUCAUCUUCGCACUCGUCGCCGUCGCGCUCCUCGUCCGCCGGUACUACGUCGCCGGCGCCACCUCGCCCGCGCAGCUGCGCACCUUCCUCGCCUUCCUGGCGCUGAUCGUCUUCUCCUCCAUCGGCAUGUCCGUCUACUACAACUCGGGCUACGCGCGGCGGUGGCCGGGGUACGUGGCGUUCGGCGCCCUGUGGGUGGUCGGGACGGCGGGGAUGGCGCUGUGCGCGAAGCAGCAGAGGGCGCCCAAGGUGUACGGCGUGCCGCUCAUGCCUUGGCUGCCGGCCAUGUCAGUGGCCACCAACCUCUUCCUGAUGGGCUCGCUCGGGUCCCUGGCCUACAUGCGCUUCGGCAUCUGCACGGCGGCGAUGCUCGUCUACUACGUGUUCUUCGGCGUGCACGCCACGUACGACAUGGCGCACUCUGAAGAUCAGACGACAUCGACGGCGAACGCUGCCAUCGACGGCGUGGAGCAGGGGAAGAUCGUGCCGGUGUGAGACAGGCUGCCCUUAAUUUUUUAGAUUAAUUUAGCAAAAGGUUUCAUUUCUUUUAUCGUAUGCCGUGACAGUGUGUGGAUUCGUAGGAUAGAUUUCAGACGAGGCAAGGUUCUCCUUAUUACUACCACCAUUCGAAAUUACAAUUAACUUUUGUAGAUACAUA